Messenger RNA from Pelecanus crispus (Dalmatian pelican), 1335 nucleotides. Lineage: Eukaryota; Metazoa; Chordata; Aves; Pelecaniformes; Pelecanidae. The record is from RefSeq and is a predicted model, not a curated record.
AGGGCUCGGGAGACUUUCUGCAACACAACUCAGGAAGAUUGGGGCAGACCUUCAACAUCGUUUUCACUGCUAGAGCUCUAUGAUAAAUGCCAGCCCAAGAGAAACGUUACACUGCCCGAUUCGAACACACCCAUUCCCGAACAUGAUGCUUUCAGCCUUACCAGUUACGAUGCAACUACUGUGCUAACAGCAACAGACUCUGCUCCGCUAACCAGAGACACUCAUACCAGCUCCCUAGUUCAGAGGAGUGUAAUGAGCAUGACGGCAGCCAACCCAACUGAGCCGAUGCUCACAAAGGCCAACAGUUCCUCCCACGAGGAGUCGCCAGUUUCCGAAUCCAUGAGCCAUCCCCCUUCCUUCAUGUCCAUAACCUCCUCCCAGGAUUUUCUCAAAGAGCUCCAUAGUCACUCCUCGGAUUAUGGCUCCACAAGUCAAACUGAAACAGAUCAGCUAAAGAGAGAGCGCACAACGACCGAUGCGACGUUUCCCCAGGAAGGUCCAUUCAACCAGCCCACUAGUGAUUAUUCUACUAGAGCAACAAAAAACCCCGAUGCCACUGACCAUUACAGCCAUUCCCUUGCCACUCACGCUGCGGAAGGUACACCACAAACGAGCCUACCACGGCUGAAUUCCACAAGGACCAACGCUCGGUCAGAGCCCGCAUCCACCAGAUCACUGAUACACUAUGUAGACGACUACGAUUACGAUGAACAGUCGACAGAAACCCCAGUGCAAGUGGCAUACACCUCCUGUGACUACAAUCCAUGCAGGCACCUUCAGAAGCCGUGCAGUGAACUUCAGAGCGUAUCCCGAUGUUUAUGUCCUGGCAUGUCGAGGGAAGAUGAGGUUCCAGAUCCGCCGAUGCUCAGAGAGGUGUCUGAAGUUACAGACAGCUCUGCACAGAUACGCUGGUGCGCCCCAAAUUCAGUUGUUCGCACCUAUAAGCUGAUGUUUCAUGCCCAAGACAACGAGGACAGACAGUUUGUCCUGGACAAUAUUUAUUCCACAUCAAGGCAGUACACCCUGUAUGAUCUAUUACCAUACACCACUUACAACAUCUGUGUGACUGCUUUGAACAAAGCCGGGUCAAGCCAGGCAGCAAGUCAGGGAACUCCAGGUGAUUCGUGCACCAAAUUUAAAACAAAACCCAGCUACAAGGCUGUCUUUGCUGCUCUGUCUGCAGCAGGCGGACUCUUCCUCAUUUCCACAAUUAUUUUGUCUGUAUGUCUGUGUAAGGCGUGUAAAAAGCCUCAGAGUGAGCAAUAUGGUACGCACUUAGUCUCUUAUAAGAACCCAGCAUUUGAUUAUCCGUUAAAAUUACAAACCACUAAUUAG